Aspergillus ruber CBS 135680 is the source of this 1419-nucleotide messenger RNA. It is a transcript of the gene glr1, whose product is annotated as glutathione-disulfide reductase GLR1. The coding region runs from base 1 to 1419 and encodes 472 amino acids. Gene Ontology annotation, molecular function: glutathione-disulfide reductase (NADPH) activity; NADP binding; flavin adenine dinucleotide binding. NCBI's taxonomy places the organism in Eukaryota, Fungi, Ascomycota, Eurotiomycetes, Eurotiales, Aspergillaceae. The transcript is spliced from 3 exons. Gene Ontology annotation, cellular component: cytosol; mitochondrion. Gene Ontology annotation, biological process: glutathione metabolic process; cell redox homeostasis; cellular response to oxidative stress. The record is from RefSeq and is a predicted model, not a curated record.
AUGGGUGCUAUUGAGAAGUUGAGCUAUGAUUAUAUUGUUCUGGGAGGCGGUAGUGGUGGCAGUGGCAGUGCCCGUCGCGCUGCAGGCUGGUAUGGUAAGAAGACAUUGAUUAUUGAGAGUGGUCGCGCUGGAGGGACCUGUGUCAAUGUGGGAUGCGUCCCCAAGAAGAUGUGCUGGAACUUUGCUUCGAUCAAUGAAACUAUGGACGUCGGCAGACACUACGGCUAUGACAUCCCCAAGGACAUCAAAAUCGAUUAUACCCACUUCAAGCACGCCCGCGAUGCCUCAAUCCAGCGUCUGAACGGCAUGUACGAGCGCAACUGGAACCGCGAGGGCAUCGACCUCGUGCACGGCCGCGCCCGCUUCGUCGAGCCCAAGACCAUCGAGGUCGUCAACGAAGACGGCUCCAAGGCGCAGUACACUGCCCCGCACAUCCUCAUCGCUACAGGUGGUCGUCCCAACAUCCCCAAGGUCAAGGGUGCGGAGCACGGAAUCACCAGCGAUGGAUUCUUCGAGAUUGAGGACCUUCCUCCCAAGUUCGCUGUCGUGGGUGCUGGAUACAUUGCCGUCGAGUUGGCUGGUGUCCUCGGUGCUGUGGGUGUGGACACCCACAUGUUCAUCCGAGGCGAGAACUUCCUGCGCAAGUUCGACCCUAUGAUUCAGCAGACCAUGACGGAUCGGUAUGUUGCUGCCGGUAUCAAUGUACACCGUAACCACGAAGGCUUUAAGGAGGUGCAGCUCGUGCGGGACGGAAAGGGCAAGGAUAAGUUGCUGCGUCUGGUGUGCUUAGAUGGCUCUGUGCUCGAGGUCAACGAGCUGCUCUGGGCUGUUGGUCGUGCACCUGAGGUCGAGGACUUGAACUUGGAUAUUCCUGGUGUGAAGUUGACCGACACUGGCUAUGUCACUGUCGACGAGUACCAGAACACCUCGGCCGAGGGUGUCUACGCUCUGGGUGAUGUCACCGGACAAGCUGAGUUGACACCUGUCGCCAUCGCCGCCGGCCGCCAACUCGGCUCUCGCCUCUUCGGCCCUCCCGAGCUCAAAUCCUCCAAACUCUCCUACGAAAACAUCCCCUCAGUCGUCUUCUCCCACCCCGAAGUCGGUACCGUCGGCCUCACAGAACCUGAAGCGCGCGCGCGCUUCGGCGACGACAAAGUCAAGGUCUAUAAGACCAAAUUCACCGCCAUGUUCUACACCUUACUCCCCGACGAGGAGAAGGCCAAGAACCCCACGCAGAUGAAGAUUGUGUGUGCAGGGCCUGAGGAGAAGGUUGUUGGGUUGCAUAUUUUGGGUCUUGGUGUGGGGGAGAUGUUGCAGGGAUUCGGGGUUGCGGUGAAGAUGGGGGCUACAAAGCAGGAUUUCGAUAGUUGCGUUGCUAUUCAUCCGACCAGUGCAGAGGAGUUGGUUACGUUGCGGUAA